UAUGCGGUUGAGCAGCGACGGCGGCAGUAUGUGGAUGAGGCGGCGAUUUUUAAUAACUGCCACCGUCUCUGCCUCUCACUCCUCUUUCAUCACUUCCGCUGUUACAAUAGUCCCUUCCAUAUCCUUCCCUUGUACAAUAAAGUCACCACGACAACUCACUCUCUUUCCCAGUUCCCAUGUCCGUUCUAUCUCAAACAACUCCUCACCAUCCCCUCUUCUUUCAAUCACCAUCCCUUCAGGAGUUGGGGAGAAAAAUGGAAUUCCAAUGAAGGGAUCGAAAGUGGUUUUGAAAGGAAUGAGAUACCCGGAACUUGAGAAUUGGGUUCGGUCACAUGGUUUUAGGCCUGCUCAGGCUUUGAUGUUAUGGAAGCGCCUGUAUGGGAACAAUACAUGGGCACGACAUGCAGAAGAAUUGGAAGGUUUGAACAAGGACUUCAAGAGGAUGUUGAGUGAACAUGCUGAAUUUAAAGCAUUGUCUGUGACGGAUAUUUAUACAGCAUCUGAUGGAACAAAGAAGAUUUUAUUCACAUUGGAAGAUGGACUAGUCAUUGAAACCGUUGUGAUUCCUUGCCAGAGGGGAAGAAAUACAGUAUGUGUUUCUAGUCAAGUGGGCUGUGCAAUGAAUUGUCAGUUCUGCUACACUGGAAGAAUGGGGCUUAAAAGAAGUUUAUCUGCAGCUGAGAUAGUGGAACAGGUUGUUCUUGCUCGGCGCCUGCUUUCACAUGAAGUUGGCACCAUAACAAAUGUUGUAUUCAUGGGAAUGGGAGAACCACUUCACAACUAUGAGAAUGUUAUUAAAGCUGGAGAUAUAUUGGUCGAUGAGCAAGGUCUUCAAUUCAGUCCUCGGAAGGUUACUGUUUCAACAAGCGGGCUCGUGCCCCAAUUAAAACGUUUUCUCAAUGAAUCUAAUUGUGCUUUAGCUGUCAGCUUAAAUGCCACAACCAAUGAGGUCAGAAAUUGGGUCAUGCCAAUUAACCGAAAGUACAACUUAGAAAUGCUGCUUGGCACCCUUCGAGAGGAGCUUCGACUGAAGCACAACUACAAGGUCUUAUUUGAAUACGUAAUGCUUGCAGGAGUUAAUGACAGUAUUGAGGAUGCAAAGAGGCUAAUUGAUCUUGUACGAGGCAUUCCUUGCAAGAUCAAUCUAAUUUCGUUUAACCCUCAUCAAGGAUCCCAGUUUAAACCGACAAAGGAGGAGAAGAUGAUUGAAUUUCGUAAUGUUCUUGCUGAAGCAGGGUGCGUUGUUUUCUUGAGACUGAGUCGAGGCGAUGAUCAGAUGGCUGCCUGCGGUCAGCUUGGCAAGCCGGGUGAAAUCCAGGCUCCUUUGCUUCGAGUUCCUGCUAAAUUUCAAGGAGCGUUAGAAGCUUUAUUAUGAACGUUGGUUUUCACAACUUUUUUUCAAUUGAAAUGUAGAGAUUAUAAUUAUACUGUCAAACGUUUAAUUUGAUAUUCAUGGUACUUUUUGAGUUCUAGACAAUCAAUAAAAAUUUCUAGAA
Molecule: messenger RNA, 1496 nt
Organism: Olea europaea var. sylvestris
Lineage: Eukaryota; Viridiplantae; Streptophyta; Magnoliopsida; Lamiales; Oleaceae
Product: dual-specificity RNA methyltransferase RlmN
Exons: 9
Coding region: 2-1375 (457 amino acids)
Biological process (GO): tRNA methylation; rRNA base methylation
Molecular function (GO): RNA methyltransferase activity; iron-sulfur cluster binding
Source: RefSeq, a predicted model, not a curated record